Sphaeramia orbicularis (orbiculate cardinalfish) is the source of this 1982-nucleotide messenger RNA. RefSeq names its product probable protein phosphatase DDB_G0282105. Gene Ontology annotation, cellular component: actin filament; bicellular tight junction; adherens junction. The record is from RefSeq and is a predicted model, not a curated record. NCBI's taxonomy places the organism in Eukaryota, Metazoa, Chordata, Actinopteri, Kurtiformes, Apogonidae. The transcript is spliced from 14 exons. Gene Ontology annotation, biological process: actin filament organization; epithelial cell morphogenesis; bicellular tight junction assembly. The coding region runs from base 1 to 1830 and encodes 609 amino acids. Gene Ontology annotation, molecular function: actin filament binding.
AUGGAGGUGAACUACAGCUCACCUGUCCUUUUAAACCAGUUCAGUGUGUUCCAGGCCCCUCCCCUGGCCCCUCCCCUGGCCCCUCCUCCUGUAUUUGCAUACAGUGUGAAGCCCCUCCCUCUCUCCGCCUCCCAGUCUCAUCCGUUCCGAACCCGCAGAAGUCUGAACCGUAAAAACCCGCCCUCCGCCGUCAGAACUACUUCACAGCUGGUUUUGGUUUUUUUCUUUGGGUCGGAUCUGAUCCAUCACCAUGUCGGUCCAAACGAGCCGAAAGUCCACCACCACCACCUACCGGACCAUGAACACGGCCUCUGCAGAACCGGGGUCCCCACCACCUACCGGACCGUCAAGGUGGCCUCCUCCCCGGACCCGGUGCCCGCCACCUACCGGACCCUGAGAGUGGUGUCUCCGGAUCCGGUUCCGAAGACGGCCACCUACCGGACCGUCAGCGUGGCCUCCCCGGACCCGGUGGCCAACGCGGUGAUCUCCGCCGCUCCCGUGUCCCCGAUGCCGUACGCGGUGAACGGCUCUUAUGAGGGCUUCCGGUACCUGGUGCCGGUGCAGACGGCCGUGCAGCAGCCGUCCUACGUGAUGAUGCAGCAGCCCGUGAUGCAGCAGAUGGUGUCCCCGGUGUACCUGCACAGCAUGGCCCCCCAGCUGAGCGUCAGCAGCCACGACUCAGACCUCAUGUACCGGCGACAGAGCACCGCAGAGAGCAUCAGUGGGAAGUCUUCGUCAGUGUUCAGCCAGUCGUCCAGUCCUAUCAAGAGUCCUGAGCUCAGUGUAGAGGAGGAGGUGGAAGAAAUAGAAGAGGUAGAAGAGGAGGAGGAAGAGGAGGAGGAGGAGGAGGAGGCUGUGGAGGUGGAGGAAGUUGAGAUCAUCAACGUCAUCCAGCAGAAGCCGCCGCCUCUGAUCGAGCGGAUCUCCAGGACGGAGGUGAGGAGCGAGCUGAGGGACGUCCCACAGCCGGCAAAGAUGGACACGCGCUUCUUCGGAGAACUCUUGGCCGAGGUCUACAGGAAGAACUGCGAUAUCCACUCCUGCAUUUCUGAACAUGUGUCCAAGAUCCGCGGACAGAAACACCAGUUGAAUCCCAGCAAUGACUACAAGGUGGAGAAGCAGGAGGUGGAGGCUCUGAUCCCCAAAGGAGCCACGGAGCUGACCAAACAGCAGAUCCGCUACCUGCUGCAGACUCGUCUGACCGCUGAUAAGAGCAUGCGUCUGCUGCUGUCCACCUUCAGCAGUCUGAGAGAGGAGCUGAUGCACAUGUCUGACGACCUGCGGCGUCUGGAGAGCGAAAAGGAGUCUUUGGAGAGGGAUCUGACUUUUAAGGCGGACCAGGCCAAACAGUACGACUCUCUUCUGGAAGCCGUGAGAGAAAACAACCGACAACUGCAGACGUCUCUGAAGGAAGCCAGCUCUGCUCAGCGUUCUUUGGAGAGUCAGCUGAUGAGCAGCCGAAGCACCGACUCCAACCGAGAGUUCAAGCUGAAGGAGCUGGAGGGACGGAUGAGGGCCAUGGAGAAGGAGAACGAAAUGCUGCGUCAGAAGCUGGCGGGCCAAAGCAGCAACGCAACCCUGCAGAUCAAGACCGAGGAGUUGUCACGUCAGUACAACGAGCAGCUGAGCACCAUGAGACAAGAGAAAGAUCUGGAGAUACAGAACCUGAGGGCUCAGAUUACGAAGAUCCAGUCGGAGUUCAGCAGCAGCCACAGCAAACUGUCGUCCACAGAGAGGAGCCUCCCGCUGAAGAUCUCUGAGCUGCUCAGCAUGUUGGAGCAGACGGCAGGACCACCAUCACCCGACAGGAAGAGGAGAUCAAGAGGCUGAUGCAGGAGAAGAACGACAGCUCCAAGAGCGUCACCAAGACCAUCAUCACAAAGAGAUACAGGAACCAGUACCCCAUCCUGGGCCUGCUGAGUGAUGACUACCAGGCCACCUCACCGGUCAAAGAGGCCAAGACCAUCGUCAUCGAGAGAACC